CAGAGAUUUCAUCAUUCUCUCUGGCUGCGUGGCUCCAUGCGUGAAUGCUCCUCCGCGGCUCCGCAUCGGCUCUGCUGACGACCAGCGCUCUCAUCCCCUCCCUCUGCACCGUCUCUGCGCUCCGUCUGGGUCGGAAGUCACCCGGAAUCAGGCCGUUUUCAGUGUCGGCUCGCCGGUGUAAGAAGAGGACGAGGAGCCCGUGGCUGCAGCAGCGGUCGGAGAGACAAACCAUGGACGGAAACAUGGAGGAGAUCCUCGCUCCUCUCAGGCUGGCUGUCAAAGAGCAGGGGGAUCUGGUGCGCCAGAUGAAACAGAGUGGAGCUCCAGAUGUGGACGUCACCAGAGCUGUGGCUGAACUGAAAGCAAGGAAGAGGACUCUGGAGGCCAAGGAACUGUCAUUGCAACCCAAUGAUGACAUUGUUGACAGAACCAAGAUGGAGGAUACCCUCAAGAGGAGAUUCUUCUACGACCAGGCCUUUGCCAUCUAUGGAGGUGUGAGCGGCCUGUACGACUUCGGCCCCGUGGGCUGCGCCCUGAAGAACAACAUCCUGCAGGCCUGGAGGCAGCACUUCAUCCAGGAGGAGCAGAUUCUGGAGAUCGACUGCACCAUGCUGACCCCUGAACCCGUCCUCAAGACCUCAGGGCAUGUGGAAAAAUUUGCAGACUACAUGGUAAAAGAUGUCAAGAAUGGUGAAUGCUUCAGGGCCGACCACCUCCUCAAAGCUCAUCUCCAGAAGCUGAUGUCUGACAAGAAGUGCAGCGCAGAGAAGAAGACCGAGAUGGAGAGUGUUGUCACUCAGUUGGACAACAACACCCAACAAGAGCUGGCCGACCUCUUUGUGAAAUACAACGUCAAGUCCCCGACCACCGGAAAUGAUCUCACAGCUCCCAUCUCCUUCAACCUGAUGUUCCAGACGUCCAUUGGACCAGGGGGGAAUAUGCCAGGCUAUUUGAGGCCUGAAACUGCUCAGGGAAUCUUCCUCAAUUUCAAACGUCUUCUUGAAUUCAACCAGGGAAGACUACCUUUUGCUGCUGCUCAGAUAGGAAACUCUUUCAGGAACGAAAUCUCUCCUCGCUCUGGACUCAUUCGUGUUAGGGAAUUCACCAUGGCCGAGAUUGAGCACUUUGUAGACCCAAACGAAAAAGUCCAUCCUAAAUUUUCCAAUGUCGCUGACUUGGACAUCACGUUGUACUCCUCCAAAGCCCAGACCAGUGGCCAGUCUGCACAAAUCAUGCGGCUGGGAGAAGCUGUGGAGCAGGGAGUGAUCAAUAACUCCGUCCUGGGAUACUUCAUUGGGAGGAUCUACCUCUACCUUACUAAAGUGGGUAUUGCCAAAGACAAGCUACGUUUCAGACAGCACAUGGACAACGAGAUGGCUCACUACGCCUGUGACUGCUGGGACGCCGAAACCAAAACCUCCUAUGGCUGGAUUGAGAUCGUGGGCUGUGCUGACCGGUCCUGCUAUGAUCUGCAGUGCCACGCGCGAGCCACCAAGGUCCCUCUGGCUGCUGAGAAACCUCUGAAAGAACCCAAAGUCGUGAAUGUUGUGCAGUUCGAACCCAACAAGGGAGCCAUUGGGAAAGCAUACAAGAAGGAUGCAAAGAUAGCCAUGGAGUAUCUUUCUGUGUGCGACGAAUGCUUCAUCACCGAGCAGGAGCAGCUGCUCAAUGACAACGGAGAGUUCACCAUCGAGACGGAUGGCAAGACGUUCAAACUCACGAAGGACAUGGUCAGCGUGAAGCGGUUCCAGAAGACGCUGCACGUGGAGGAGGUUGUUCCCAACGUAAUCGAGCCGUCGUUCGGCAUCGGCAGGAUCAUGUACACCAUCUUUGAACACACAUUCCACGUCAGAGAAGGAGACGAACAAAGAACGUACUUCAGCUUUCCCGCUACCGUAGCUCCAUACAAAUGUUCCGUCCUGCCUCUGAGCCAAAAUCAGGAAUUCAUACCUUUUGUGAAGGAAUUGUCCGAGACAAUGACCAAAAACGGCGUGUCUCACAAGGUGGACGACUCCUCGGGAUCCAUCGGGAGGCGCUACGCCCGGACGGAUGAGAUCGGCGUGGCGUUUGGCAUCACCAUCGACUUCGACACAGUGAACAAGACGCCUCACACGGCCACGCUGAGGGACCGAGACUCCAUGAGGCAAAUCAGAGCCGAGGUCAGUGAGCUGCCAUUGAUCGUCCGGGAUCUGGCCAACGGCGUGACGACCUGGGCCGAAGUGGAGAGCAAGUACCCCAUAUUCGAGGGACAGGAGACCAGCAAGAGGGAGGCGGUCGAAGAGUAAAGAUCGCUUCAUCUGCAAAAGUCGCUUCAAAAUCCAGUCUCGAUGCAAAACCCACCACCAGGAAGGAGUUGCAGCUGUGUUGUUAUGAACUACCGCGGCGCUCUCAGCCUGGCCUCUGUUUUAGAUCACCGCAGUCACUCAAAUGUCAUGUAUUUAUCAUGUCAAAACAAUUCUGAAGAAUUCACAUGACUUAAUGAGCAACAUUGCACCCAUGUAUGACUAUUUCAGAUAUUUCAAAAGGGAUAAAAUGUUAUGACAUUGUCAAUGGAAGGAGAAGUCCGUCUGUUCCAGUUUUUGGGUGGAUUGGGUUGCAAUAUUAGUUUCAAUAAAAGCAGCCGGCACUCACUGGA
Cololabis saira (Pacific saury) is the source of this 2635-nucleotide messenger RNA. It is a transcript of the gene gars1, whose product is annotated as glycyl-tRNA synthetase 1. Gene Ontology annotation, cellular component: mitochondrion; cytoplasm. Gene Ontology annotation, molecular function: ATP binding; glycine-tRNA ligase activity. Lineage: Eukaryota; Metazoa; Chordata; Actinopteri; Beloniformes; Belonidae. The transcript is spliced from 17 exons. The record is from RefSeq and is a predicted model, not a curated record. Gene Ontology annotation, biological process: mitochondrial glycyl-tRNA aminoacylation. The coding region runs from base 45 to 2285 and encodes 746 amino acids.